Molecule: messenger RNA, 1050 nt
Organism: Malania oleifera
Lineage: Eukaryota; Viridiplantae; Streptophyta; Magnoliopsida; Santalales; Ximeniaceae
Exons: 6
Coding region: 162-908 (248 amino acids)
Source: RefSeq, a predicted model, not a curated record
GUUUAGAAACAGGGAGACCUACAAUUUAUGUCACACGUGUUAGGAUUUACAAUGUUGCUGUCCCACGUGUUUAUCCGCACGCCAAUUUCCCGAUUAGGUUAGGAAAAAUUAUCCUCGCGAAGUUCUCUUUUAUUGGCCAUAGCUCUUCGAAAGUGUAGACAAUGGCGUUGGGCUCUUUUUCAUCUUCACCCAGGUUGAGUCCUGUUACCUCUUCGUACAGGAACCCUAGAGUCUCCCUUUGCAAUUUGCAUGUUCUCGGGAGCUUCGUUUCAUGCCCAAAUGGAUUUCGGAAAUCCUAUGUUUGCAUGUUGGCAGGUUCAGCUCCUAAGGCCCCAAAAGCCCGAUUUAUUGCACGGCGCAGAGAAUCUGUGUUGAUUCAACAGCUACAGCGGUCUCUAAGUGAGUAUGUGAGUUUGCCGGCCAGUCAGUACUCUGUGUUGGAUGCUGAAAGGAUUGAGAGGGUUGAUGACAAUACCUUCAGAUGUUACGUUUAUAGGUUCGUUUUCUUUGCUUUAGAGGUUUGUCCUGUGUUGUUGGUCAGAGUGGAACAGGAGCCCAAUGGUUGCUCCAUUAAACUCUUGUCCUGUAAGCUUGAGGGCUCACCGGUUGUGGUUGCGCAGAACAAGAAGUUUGAUGCUUCUAUGGUGAAUCAGAUAUCAUGUAGUGGGGGACAGAGCAACUCACGAGCGCAGCAGCUCACAUCUGAUGCGGUGAUUGAGGUUAGCAUUGAUAUCCCUCUUGCAUUUCGAGCUUUUCCAGUGCAAAUGAUAGAAUCAACUGGGACCCAAGUCCUUGAACAGAUACUAAGGGUUAUGCUUCCUCGCUUCAUGGCACAGCUAGUAAAGGACUACAAGGCAUGGGCUUCAGGUGACACCUCAAGGCAACCUCUUGGAACUGGUGAGAUUUGACACUUGGGAGGGCGGUGGUUUGUGCUUCUGUGUGAGUUGUGUCACUGUCUUGGUAUGCCAUCGGCCUUUAUCUUCAAUCCCGUGUAUAUUUUGUAUGCUUUAAUUUGCGUCUAUUAAUGAAUUGUGAGAAGUUAUUGUAGUU